AUGGACACAGCCCACCGCAAAAUCGAGCUCCAGUCCCCCGCCGACUUCGCUUACCUCCAGUCCAACGCGUUACGCGCCGCGCGCCAGAAAAUAGACCUGCACCUCCCGCCCAGCGCGGCGCCUGCGGGGGAGGAUGCGCUCAGGAGGAGGGUUGAGGAGCUGGUCGAUGAGUACAUCCGCACCACCUUCGCGCGCGCGCAGCACAACAUCAGCAUCAACGGGCUGGAGGCCGCGGAGGCUCAGGAGCCUGCCGGGGGCGAAGAAUACGAACCCUACGACUCCCGCCUCUCAGCCCACCUCCAGUCCCUCGAGCGCCGGAGAGAAGACCUCACGGCCCAGGUCGCCGACCUGCGCCGCACGGCCCCCUUGCGCGCUGCACAGGCUUUCCAGACAUCCUUCACCCGAGAAUCCGAGACCCUCGACACUAAGCUCAAAGCCGAAGAGGAGGCACUGUUGGCGCAAGCAGAGAAAGAGGGAAGGCUGGAUAUCGGGCAGCUGCAGCGCUGGGACGAGGUGCAAGCCAUGUGGGAAAGGGGGACCGAGGGGCUGGUGGGGUUGAAGGGGCUGACGGAGACGGUUGCGAGGUUGGAGAGGGCGGAGGGCGUGGUGGGGUAUUUGGAGCGGAAGUGA
Coniosporium apollinis CBS 100218 is the source of this 630-nucleotide messenger RNA. RefSeq lists its product as uncharacterized. Gene Ontology annotation, cellular component: kinetochore; MIS12/MIND type complex. Gene Ontology annotation, biological process: mitotic sister chromatid segregation. The coding region runs from base 1 to 630 and encodes 209 amino acids. Lineage: Eukaryota; Fungi; Ascomycota; Dothideomycetes. The record is from RefSeq and is a predicted model, not a curated record. The transcript is spliced from 3 exons.